This is a messenger RNA of Morus notabilis, 1676 nucleotides long. RefSeq lists its product as uncharacterized. The transcript has 4 exons. Bases 352 to 1413 code for a protein of 353 amino acids. Lineage: Eukaryota; Viridiplantae; Streptophyta; Magnoliopsida; Rosales; Moraceae. The record is from RefSeq and is a predicted model, not a curated record. Gene Ontology annotation, cellular component: intracellular membrane-bounded organelle.
GACAAAUUGGCUCUUAAGGUUUUGAUUUUCUCAUGCUACUACCUUCUCCAUCAUCUCCUCUAAGCUUGAUUUUCUAGCAUUUUGAUCUUCAAUUCUCAACAUACAUAUGAAGAAGAAAAGAAUGAUCAUGUCAGAAAUGUAAUAUUAUUGGUAAGAGAGAGAGAAAGAGUUAUCGCAUUAAGUCAAUUUUCAAUAAUAAGCUCAAAGAAGCACAAAGUCUUUCGCUACUAGAGAGUAGUAUAAACCCAAAACCUUCCAAAAAUUCUCCAUUGAUCUGAGUUUGUGCAUUUGGUGAAUCUAACAAAUCUCCAAUUUCCAUUUCUUUUUCAAAAAAAAAAAAACCUUAAAAUUAUGUCCAAACCUUCGUCAAGAAUCGUCCAAGGUCUUCUCAGGCUCCACAACCACGCCCAAAUCCCUAAACCCUCUCCACCCUUCCGGGCCCACCACUCCGCCGCAGCUCCCAACCGGUUCCGACCAUCCGGUUCGUCCAAUGCCUUCCUUCCCCGAGCUAGUCCGACUCACCGGACCAAUCCUCACGCGUUCUCGUCCGGCGCCGGACUCGGCCUCCGGUUCUUCUCCUUUAGGGCUUCGGAAUUGGGCAAAGGCAAUGCCAAUUUCGCCAAGAAGAUCUUUGAGAAGCCGGCCUCCGCCGUCGCCGCCACCUUCUCGAGGUACCGGGAGGCCUUGGGGCUGCAGAUUGAGGCGUUCUGUAGGAGGAAUUAUCUCUUCCUCUUGGGCGCCGGAGCUGUAAUGGCGUGCGCUUUGUUGUGGAGGAUCAUGUUCGGAAUCGCCAGCAGCUUUGUCGGAUUCUCCGAAGGAAUGGCCAAGUAUGGGUUUCUCGCUUUGUCCUCUGCUAUCGUCGCUUUUGCUGGCCUUUAUGUCCGCUCGAGGUUCACAAUUAACCCUGAUAGAGUUUAUAGAACUGCCAUGAGGAAGCUCAACACAUCUGCUGGGAUUCUUGAGGUUAUGGGAGCCCCUCUUUCGGGAUCGGAUCUAAGGGCCUAUGUAACGUCAGGCGGUGGACUUACUGUGAAGAAUUUUAAACCAAGAAUUAGGAGCAAGCGAUGUUUUCUCAUCUUCCCAAUUCGAGGUUCUGAAAGAAAGGGUCUGGUUAGUGUUGAAGUAAAGAAGAAAAAAGGCCAGUAUGACAUGAAGCUACUGGCAGUUGAUAUUCCAAUGGCAUCAGGUCCUGACCAACGAUUGUUCUUGGUCGGGGACGAAGAAGAGUACAAAGUUGGUGGUGGCCUUAUAUCUGAGCUAAGAGACCCUGUGGUGAGUGCGAUGUCAGCAGCCAAGGAAUUUGAUGAUCUUGAUCAGAUCGAAGAAGAGGAGGAUACUGAGAGAGAACUGCAAGAGGCAGAAAGAAAGCACCGUGAAGAAAUUGAGAAACUUGAGAAAGAUGGCCGUCAGUGAUUUCUUCUCUACGUUAUAUUCCUGCCAUUCCAACUUUUUCCCCCUGUUGUGUUUUCUUUUUCUUUUUUUCUUCUUUCGCCAAGAAUGCAAAAGAAUGCUCGAGGCUUUUUCCAUUUCAGAUUAAAUCAAAUCGGUUUAGAUCUCCUUGAGCAUGUUGAGUUGUGCAAGGCUCAUUUUCCCUUGUAAUGCAAGCACACCACAGUGGGAAAUUCCAUAUUGCGAAAAGCUUCGAUAGAUGAAAUAAAGCUCACCGUUGAAAAUGA